Molecule: messenger RNA, 312 nt
Organism: Protopolystoma xenopodis
Lineage: Eukaryota; Metazoa; Platyhelminthes; Monogenea; Polystomatidea; Polystomatidae
Source: the annotation of a GenBank genome assembly
AUGAAUAGGAAAGGUAUUCACUUGCAGAUACUAUCUGAAGAGGCCAAAUGGCUAGAUCAGCGCUAUUCAGUUGUGAACAGCGUCUACCCUUCAUCCUUCCAACCAGCUCGGCCGAAGAGAGACAGAGCUGGACAGACAGAAAGAGAGUGCGAGAGAGAGCGAGUGAUUUUAAAGGGACAGGACAACUUUAAAAUUUCAACGCGCACACCUUUCUGCCUUACUGUUGGCCGGCGAACGGCUUGUCUUAUGGCCGCCCCGUCCCGGGGUCUCGUGGUCUAUCGCUGGCUUAAACAUUUUCAAACUGGCCUUUAA